CAGGGCGUGCAAUUUGCGUGAUUAUUCAAUUGACAGGGGAGCCGGUGCCGCGAAACUAGCACACAUCCCAUGUCUUCACUCGUCGAUGCGACCUCCCCGUGUCAACAUGUUCGUCCUGCUGCUGUUCUGCGCCGAUCUAGCACACACUGGAAAUGGUUUCCCAGAUGUGUCACUCACAGUGUGUCCUGCAGAGGGGCAUGAAUCCAACACACUUCAGUAUGAUCUGGAACUGAACUGGCAGCCUAGUCUGGAUGCAGACUGGAUUUGCCUUUACAAUGUAUCUUCACUGCAAGAAGUAACACAAGACACAGAGCCUCUCAUUCGCAUCAGUCCUCAUGAUUACCCUGAUGGAUACUACAGUACUAAUAUCAGCUUUGCUGAACAACAGUACCCCAAUGGAUGGAGUAAAGGGUCUGGAGAAAAUCCCGUGCCUGGAGAUGCUUGUCUGUCCUAUUGGAUUGCUGCCUACAAAUACAAUGAAUUGCAUCAGGCUGUCUGUCUUAAAAUCCACCCUACUUGGAUGUGGGAUCAUAGAGCUGAGCUGGAGAACAUGCCUCUUAUUGGUUUGUUCUUUCCUGGUACAUACAAUUCAAAUCACUUUAACAGAGGGAGUAUACCCUUGCCAAGGCAAACGGUCAGCCAUUUUCUUCUCACACAAGAUUCUGAUGUCUGGGGGGAAUUAAUUCGUGGUAUUCGGUACCUUGAUGUUGAUAUAGAGUAUUGUCCUAACCAGGGGUCUUCUUCCACCCCUGCAAUUACAGAUGAUGACAGAUGCUCGGUGAAUCAUAGCCUGCCUCAUGCAAAUCAUCUGCUGCCUGUGCUUAAGGAUAUUAAAGAAUUCUUGAAGAGGGCAAAGUAUGAAAUAGUCAUACUUGACAUUCACCACUUCCCCAUGGGAUUUGAAAAGAACACAGACCUACACCGUGAAUUUGUUUCAUUGCUGUAUUCCGAGCUUGGCGAUUACAUACUGUCAUUCGACAACAUUACCUACAAUUCUACAUUGGCUGACGUGUGGCACACUGGACGUACUCUUAUUGUGGCGUACAAUGAUUCUGAAACAACGACAGAAUUUGCUUGGCUGUGGGGCCCAAUACCACGGCUUUAUGGAGAUCACCAAACAACAGAAGGGCUCAAGACAUUCCUUUGGCAGUGCAUGGACGAUGCACGUGCCACCAGUGGGACAACUUUGGAAAUGUCUACAACUAGUGAUCUACCAACACCAGCAGUUUCCACAUCGGACAACUCAGAUAGUCUUCAUGAUCUAAUUGACAUGGCCAGUCGUAAUAUCACUAAAUGGUUUCAUAAUUAUUGGUGGAGAUAUUCAAACCUUGUUGCCACUGACUUUUUCCUUGGAAAUAACAUAACUGAUGUUAAUGUUAGAGCUUGCCUGGAUAAAGCGAAUAAUGUAAUAUUUCAAAUAGCAUCAGAAGACUAGUGAUGGUUAUCAUGAUGAUAGUUUACUGCAUGACAUACAAAGUGUAAAUUCAAAACUGCACACACUUGCAACCAAUAAUACUACUACUGAUAAUAAUAUUAAUAAUAAGAACUAUGUAAAACAAUAGAAAGAAGAGAGAUACAUUGUAAACUUAAGUUGUAAACAGGAUUCAAGUGCUUUCUAGUCAUAUUUGGUUUGAUUCUCUCGGGUACAUCACCAUCAAUAAACCAAGUCUCUCCAAGUCCAUCCUUAUACAGACGGUUGUGGGGCCUUGGCUGUUCAACACAGAAUAUCGAAUCAAAACACUUUCCAGCUAUCUAAAUUUUCAGUUGUUAUUUUAUUUGAGCAACCAGUUUUGGUGCUACACUACUACACCUUCAGACCACCUGACCGAUAGUAGGAAGAUUCCCAUAGGGGAUAUCAUUCACUGACUGGCAUCUGUAGAUUUCUACUUGACACAGUGAUCCUUUCAAUCAUCACUUGCCAAAUGUUACCUGACAGCCAGCAAAUGAUGAUCAAGGGAUCACUGUGUCAAGUAGAAAUCUGUGGACACCAGUCAUUCAAUGCUGGCCCCUGUUUUGACUACACCAGAGGUGAGAAUCUUCCUACAUGUUGGUCAGGUGCCUGAAGAUGGCAUAAUGUAGUGCUAAAAUUGAUUGCUCAUAUAAAAUAACAAUUGACAAUUUAGAUGGCUGAAAGGUGUUUUGAUUCAACAUUCUAUACCAGUAAACUAAAGUCAAAUGAACUUAUUUGACAUAUUUACUGAACAUGGCAGCAAAGAAAGGUAUUUAAAUUUGUUUGCAUUGACUGUAGUAUUUCAUAUAAUGUAGAAGCAAUAACUACUUAGCAGGCAUUGGCAAUGCAUUGUAAAGCAUAAUCCAAGGCUCAAAACAAAUAUGUAUUGAGAAGGAUGCUCCAUGAUUGCUGCCAAAUAAAGCCUACAAUUUCAAUACACAAAACUCUCAUUAGCUUAACUUGACACACAUGUGAAGCUUACAGCCAUAAAACUCCAUCAAAGUUAUAUUUGCUCACAAAUACGUAAAGAUGUGUAAUAUAUAGAUUUAUGAUUACA
Molecule: messenger RNA, 2507 nt
Organism: Schistocerca americana (American grasshopper)
Lineage: Eukaryota; Metazoa; Arthropoda; Insecta; Orthoptera; Acrididae
Exons: 6
Coding region: 86-1435 (449 amino acids)
Biological process (GO): lipid metabolic process
Molecular function (GO): phosphoric diester hydrolase activity
Source: RefSeq, a predicted model, not a curated record